UCCUCCUCCUCCGCGUCGACGAGGGCUUCGUCUCCGUAUCGGCCGCCGCCGCCGCGGAGAGCGUCGAGAUCACGUACGGCAGCGUGAUCAAAUUGAUGCACGAGAAGACCAAGUUUCGAUUGCAUUCGCAUGAUGUUCCGUACGGGUCCGGGAGCGGGCAACAAUCGGUCACGGGAUUUCCCAAUGUUGAUGAUUCCAAUAGCUACUGGAUUGUAAGACCUACCCAUGAUUCGUCUGACAAACAAGGCGAUGCCAUUAAAAGUGGAACAAUUAUCAGGUUGCAACAUAUGAAGACCCGAAAGUGGCUGCAUAGCCACUUGCAUGCGUCGCCAAUUUCUGGGAACUUGGAGGUGAGUUGCUUUGGAGCGGAUGGUGAAUCAGAUACUGGGGACUACUGGAGGCUUGAGAUUGAAGGUAGUGGAAAAACAUGGAGGCAAGACCAAAGAGUAAGACUCCGCCAUGUUGAUACAGGGGGCUACUUACACAGUCACGACAAGAAGUACACUCGCAUCGCUGGAGGGCAGCAAGAGGUUUGCGGUGUCCGAGAGAAGCGUCCAGACAAUAUCUGGUUAGCAGCUGAGGGGGUAUACCUUCCUGUCAAUGGAAGCAAAUAGAUACUAAAAAUCUCGUAGAGUUGAAACAGGAUUAUAAACUCGUCGAGCUGAUGCUGACACAUGUUGCCUGUUUAAAUUUUGAACUAAUCGUGGAAUAGAUCACAAAUUACUUGCUGUGUUAGGUAUAAUUCUUAAUCAGUGGAGAAUCGUGAACAAAACCAAUUUUAUUUUUUUUACUCUUAUCUGUGGAAAUGAUAAUGGAAGUUUGUUGUAAAAAUUUUGGCCGCCUACAAUUUGCAAAUGUAACGAUCGAGUCUCUAGUCAUUCUUGUGGUUCUAGUUAUUGUA
This is a messenger RNA of Ananas comosus (pineapple), 901 nucleotides long. RefSeq names its product stromal cell-derived factor 2-like protein. The record is from RefSeq and is a predicted model, not a curated record. NCBI's taxonomy places the organism in Eukaryota, Viridiplantae, Streptophyta, Magnoliopsida, Poales, Bromeliaceae.